Molecule: messenger RNA, 1080 nt
Organism: Effrenium voratum
Lineage: Eukaryota; Dinophyceae; Suessiales; Symbiodiniaceae
Source: the annotation of a GenBank genome assembly
AUGGACCCGAGUGGCAACCCAAGCCCAGACCCGCGCGAGGCUCGCAUGUGGCGCACCCUGUUCUUGAUGACCAAAGAGAACCUACUUGUAUUGUGCAGCCUUUGCAUCCUUGGUUUGCCCCCUGUUCUCGUGGAUCUCUGCGCCCUGGCAAUGCUCACGAAGCAGACCAUUGAGUCUAGCGGAGGCCCCAAAGCAAGCGGGAAGCUGGUCUCAUGCAUUGAGUAUUUUGCAGGAAAAGCCAGGGUUGCGAAGGCUUUCAAAAAAACCCGGAGGGCAUCCAGAGCUUUCGACUACAUGAGAUCUGGUAGACAUAACAUAUGCGAGAACACUGGCUUCAUGGCAUCGGUUGUCGCCCUUCUCAGCCUACGGUUUGCAGGGUUGGCGCACUACGCGACAGUGUGCACAUCAGUCUGUUGGGUGAACCGAGCUACCAACAAGCGCUCAAAAUGCUUUCCGCUUGGGACGGAUCGGGGCUACGUGGCCGCCGGCAGUGUUAUGGGCGGGCGCACAGCAGCAAUGUGCCUUCUUACGUGGGCUUUGGGGUCCGCGUUUUCCUUGGAGCAGCCGAAAAGCAGCACUAUGGAGUUCUUAGCAUCGUGGCAGUUUGUGAUCGAUUUCUUCAAGCAGCGCGGCGUUUGUUUGAAGGCGCACUUCCUGAACAUGGGCUCUUUUCUUGCGCCGUCCAAGAAGCCAACUGUGUUGUACACCGUGUUCAACAUGGAGCCGUUCACCCAGCUGCCAACCCCUGCAACGCAGCGCCGUCGCAGGGGGCGUGCCCCUGUGACACGCCAGUAUACGGACGGAGCUGGCAAACGCCGCUGCACUGGGGAUGCGGGGUUGAAAGACAGCCAAGCUUACACUCCUGAGUUUGGAAGAGCGAUGCUGGCAUGGUGGAUCCGAAACAAGGAUGACCUCAAGACUGAGGGGAGGCAGCGCUUCGAACAUGCAGUGAGGGAAAUUCGGGAUGCUUCUGUUGCACAGCUGGCCGCGCUGAUCAUGUCUUAUAGGUCCAGCCCUGGGUUUAGAUUCCCGGAAGCACAGUUGGAUGAAUUCCUGGACAGCGCCUUGUGGCCUGUGUAG